Messenger RNA from Bipolaris sorokiniana ND90Pr, 859 nucleotides. RefSeq lists its product as uncharacterized. The record is from RefSeq and is a predicted model, not a curated record. The coding region runs from base 132 to 671 and encodes 179 amino acids. The transcript has a single exon. NCBI's taxonomy places the organism in Eukaryota, Fungi, Ascomycota, Dothideomycetes, Pleosporales, Pleosporaceae.
AUCACUGGCCGGCUAUCCGUGUAGGGCAUCAACCUGUAUGCCUUAUCAUCUAAACAACCAAAUCAACAUCCCGGCAUAGCACCAGAUGCCUUCUUGGGGCUUCAUGGUGGAAGGCGCAGCAAGAAGAAACGAUGGACACAACGCAUUCACUCGAGUGGGACUUGCCCGGGCGAGAUACAUAUAAGUUCGCCGUUUCUCAGAAUGAAGUCUCAUAUCUCACUCGGAAUACAUUGCUAGCUAUAGCGCUCCAAAUUCUUCAUCAAUACUCCACUGUCUUAACAUCUCACAUUAUGGCCGCCAACUCCACUAUUCGCUAUCUUCCCAAGCACUCCGACACAACUUCGACUCCUCAACGUCAAUCAAUGUCUUUGCAGUCCAAUAGCACAACAUUCCUCGAGGGUACAACGGUUCCUUCGAUUUCAGAUGAAAGUGAAUUCACGCUUCACACAGACUAUCUCGUCGACCAUCACCUUUCGAGCCACAGCAUAUCCGCACCCUCUUCACCGGUCCUUUCUUGCAGCCUACCACAUUACACAUCUGCACCCAUCUACGGUGCUCCAAUAGUUUGGUUUUGUUCGGCGUGUAGGGAUGGUCCCAAAGGCGACUGGCAAAACGUGUGUACAGCAUGUAAUCACCAAAGGUGCAAUGCUUGCACCGUGGAAAAGACUUAAUAAACAGACCUUUGAGGUUGAAGCCAGCAUUUCUUGCAUCACCGGCGGAACAUCAGUCUUUCAGCGCCAUUCUUGGGUCUGAGCGUGUUAUUUGGCUUGCUUUUUACGGGGGUCACAUAGGGGAGUAUGGUCGGUUUUGGGCAUGGAGGAUUAGGCUUGGAUUUAGAUUUCGUCACGCAAUAUAUCUG